GGUACCCGGUAUACGAGUUCGAACCAUUUCACGUUCUACUACGUACGUACGUACGUACCUUACCUACCCGCCCAGCCAGAGCUACGUCAGUUGAGCGUUACGCACGCACGCACGCACGCACCCGUGAUCUUCGCAAAUUGAGAAACCUACCUAUCUGUCCACUGAGCAAUCUACCGCGCCAGUACCAGCGAUCAUCAUGUCGACCGAGACAGCAUCGCCCGCAGCCGCGACGGCCGGCUCGAAGAAGGCGACCGGCGGCGGCGGCGGCGGCGGCACCGCGAAGGCUCCUAGGGCCAAGCCGUCGCACCCGCCCACGUCCGAAAUGGUGAACAACGCCAUAAAGAGCCUGAAGGAGCGCGGAGGGUCGUCGCUGCAGGCCAUCAAGAAGUACGUGAGUGCCAAUUACAAGGUCGACACGGAGAAGCUCUCGCCGUUCAUCAAGAAGUACCUGAAAUCGGCCGUCGCGUCCGGAACGUUGGUUCAGACGAAAGGGAAAGGCGCCUCCGGCUCGUUCAAGCUCGCCGCGUCGUCGGUCUCGGGAAAGGGCGCAAGCGGUGCAGCCGCCGCCGCCGCCGCUGCCGCGUCCGCCGCAUCCGAGACUACGGCGUCCGGCGGUGCUGCCGCUGCCAAGAGCAAGGCCGCCAAGAAAGCGACGCCGUCGACGGCCAGCAAGAAGGCGCGAAGCGCAACGACGGUCGCCAAGAAGGCCGGCGGCGGCAUCAAGACGAAGAAGGCCGCCGCCGCUGUCGGCGCGUCGACGAAGAAGGGAGCAGCGGCAGCCGGCAGCGCCAAGGCCAAGAAGGCUGCCGCGGUGAGCGAGAAGAAGGCGUCGGCCGCCGCCGCCGCCGCGGCCGCGAGCUCUCCCAAGUCGCCGUCGAAGGCGAAAAAGACGACCAAGGUGCCGACGAAGAAGCCGAAAGCGCCGAAGCCGAAGAAAGUGAAAGCGGCCGCCGUCGCGCCGUCCGCGAGGUCGAAGAAGCCGGCGGCGACGCCGAAGAAGAAAUGAGAGUAGGGGCAGUAAACGAUGAUGAUGGAUUGUUACUGCAUUAUACCAAUGUUUGUUGCGUUCCUGCCCGUCAGCACGAUAUUACC
This is a messenger RNA of Agrilus planipennis (emerald ash borer), 1092 nucleotides long. Its product is annotated as late histone H1-like. The coding region runs from base 197 to 1006 and encodes 269 amino acids. The transcript has a single exon. Gene Ontology annotation, biological process: nucleosome assembly; chromosome condensation; negative regulation of DNA recombination. Gene Ontology annotation, molecular function: structural constituent of chromatin; nucleosomal DNA binding; double-stranded DNA binding. Lineage: Eukaryota; Metazoa; Arthropoda; Insecta; Coleoptera; Buprestidae. Gene Ontology annotation, cellular component: nucleus; nucleosome. The record is from RefSeq and is a predicted model, not a curated record.